Molecule: messenger RNA, 1882 nt
Organism: Fukomys damarensis (Damara mole-rat)
Lineage: Eukaryota; Metazoa; Chordata; Mammalia; Rodentia; Bathyergidae
Gene: Zc3hc1
Product: zinc finger C3HC-type containing 1
Exons: 10
Coding region: 42-1547 (501 amino acids)
Cellular component (GO): nucleus
Molecular function (GO): zinc ion binding
Source: RefSeq, a predicted model, not a curated record
ACCUUCAAACCCCUGGGGACGCAAUUCAUCAACGGACCAAGAUGGCGGCCUCCAGUGAGGGGCAGGAAUUUGCCGCGGGGGUUCAAAAGAAUUGGGGUGUUGUUCGUUCCCCAGAAGGAACACCCCAGAAAAUACGGCAGCUGAUCGAUGAGGGGAUUGCCUCGGAAGAGGGAGGAGCAGAGGCAAAGGACAUGUCUGCCACAUUCCAGUCCGUUAAUGGAUCACCUCAAGCAGAGCAUCCUCCACUGGAAUCUACAAGUAAAGAAGCCUUCUUUAGCAGAGUAGAAACAUUUUCUUCUUUGAAAUGGGCAGGCAAGCCCCCUGAGCUGUCCCCACUCAUGUGUGCAAAAUAUGGCUGGGUCACAGUUGAGUGUGACAUGCUCAAGUGCUCCAGCUGUCAGGCUUUUCUCUGUGCCAGUUUACAGCCAGCUUUUGACUUUGACAGAUAUAAGGAACGAUGUGAUGAGCUGAAGAAAUCUUUGUGUACUGCCCAUGAGAAGUUCUGUUUUUGGCCAGACAGCCCCUGUCCAGAUCGAUUUGGGAUGUUGCCAUUGGAUGAACCUGCGGUUCUAAUCAGUGACUUCCUUGAUAGAUUUCAAAGCCUUUGUCACCUGGAUCUCCAGCUCCCUUCCCUGAGGCCAGAAGACUUAAAAACUAUGUGCUUGACAGAAGACAAGGUCAGCCUUCUGCUAAACCUGCUUGAAGAGGAACUUGAUCAUCGAACUGAUGAGACAAAAGCUACAAGCAAAUUGGGCUCAGACGUCCAGGUCCACAUCACUGCCUGUAUUCUCUCUGUGUGCGGCUGGGCAUGUAGUUCAUCUCUGGAACCCAUGCAGCUCUCGCUGAUAACCUGCUCACAGUGUAUGAGGAAGGUGGGGCUCUGGGGCUUCCAGCAGAUUGAGUCAUCCAUGACCGACCUGGAUUCGUCCUUUGGCCAGACCAGCUCCCCCAUCACAGGUCCUGAGGGUCGGCCAGACCGCUUCCCUCCGGUACCCGAAUCUCCUCGAAGGAUAAUGACCCGGAGCCAGGAUGCCUCAUUUUCCCCGUGCUCAGAGCAGGCUGAAAAGAGCCCAGGUCCCACUGUCUCCCGAACACGGAGCUGGGACUCUUCCAGUCCCGUGGACCGACUGGAGCCAGAAGCAGCCAGCCCCACCCCCAGAACCCGCCCUGUGACCCGGAGCAUGGGAGGAGGGGAUGCUGCUGGCCUAGAAGUGCCGACCAGCCCUCUGCGGAGAGCCAAGCGCGCUCGCCUCUGCUCCUCAGGCAGCUCGGACACAUCUUCAAGAAGCUUCUUUGAUCCCACGUCUCAGCACAGAGACUGGUGCCCAUGGGUGAACAGCACACUUGGCAGAGAAGCCGAGGAAAAUAGGGGAACAGAGCAGGAUGCCAGCACCCCAGUAGAACCGGGCUGGAAGGCAGUGCUGACCAUGCUGCUGGCACAUAAGCAGUCCAGCCAGCCAGCUGACGCGGACCCCAUGAGUCUAUCUGAGAAGUCAAGGAAAGUAUUCCGAAUAUUCCGGCAGUGGGAAUCUUUAUGUUCAUCCUGAAGAUGUUCCAGCCCCUCUCGGGAGAGAAUUGGAAUGAGAGCAACUUUGUGAAAAAUUAAUUUGGGCUUUAUCAUAAGGAGGCCCGGCCAUUGCAAAGGCAGUGAGUGUCAGUCAUCCACAUGUUGAGGGGAAACCUGAGUUCUUGGGGGAAGUGGACAGAGAAAGAUAGCGCAGGCGCUGUUCUGUUAGGGACUUAACGACUACAGAGUUAUGAAGCCAGGUGAAGGAAGACUAAGGAUCAGAUCACUUACUUCAGCAGCUUUGGUGUAGGCAGUGUUCUGAGUCCCCAUAUACCCCAGGAGUAUGGCUGUGUGUUAAUAAAAUAUUUGCUAAGA